ACAAGCCUUGCCUUCCCUUCAUGCGCCCAAAGAGGAAACACCCACCACCCCUCCAAAAUGUCCCUACAACCACAGGAAUACAUCAAGCUAGCACAAAAGCUCCCACCGCGCCUCCUCCAAUUCUUUGCGCGCUACCCAACAAGGCAACUCGCGCCACACCUCUCCCCAUCAACACCCUCCCCAGCAUCCUCAGAAUCCCCAGAACCACAACGAGAGAUCAACAUCUCCGGCAUGCCCUACGAGAACCCCUUUCAACGCGCCAUAGACCCCCACUCAGGCAAACAUCAAGACCCCAAGUUUUCGCUGAGGCGACAGGCGGAUAUCGCGAAGCUGGCAAGGAAACACGGCGUCGAGGAGCUGUUACCGUUUACGGUGAAGAAUAGCCAGGAGAAGCUGAGGAGAAGGCUGGAGAAUGGGCUGCGGGUUAAGGGGACGGGUAUUGGGCAGAGGGUUAAGGGAAAGGAGUCGGAGAGGAGUAUGAAGGGACGGUAUGUUUGGAAUUUUAUGCUAUGUUUUUUUAUAUCUAGAGGAUAUAAGCUUUUGGACGGAGAUGGAGUACAAUGGGGUUGAGUGAGGACGUUGGAAUUUUGCUAAUUUCAUUCUCUCGCAGAUUAGAAAAGAGGAAACAAGCAAUGUUGGACAUGCCACAAAUGAUACAGACAUGGAAACAGGUACGUCCAUCACGCAAUUCAACUCUCCCAUCCCUUCUUUUCCUUUCAAAAAUACUGACCAGUACCUUUACAGCGUGGGCAUGGUCGUGGAUGGAAACAAUGGCCAAAAUAGAAGAUCAAAUAUCGAGGUUCUGGGAAGAAUUCAAUCUCAAUACCAGGAUCGUGUGUACAAACAUCAUAAUCGUACUCAAUGUAAAAUAUUGCAUGUCUUCGAGCGUUGGGAUAAUUAUGGUGCAAGUGCAAGUGUACAUCAUCUCUGCUGCUGCUGAAAACCAACAAAGUACGGAGGUCUGUGAUCAUAUACAGCUUUCCAUAAUUAC
Molecule: messenger RNA, 991 nt
Organism: Hymenoscyphus albidus
Lineage: Eukaryota; Fungi; Ascomycota; Leotiomycetes; Helotiales; Helotiaceae
Source: the annotation of a GenBank genome assembly